Molecule: messenger RNA, 1058 nt
Organism: Ilex paraguariensis (yerba mate)
Lineage: Eukaryota; Viridiplantae; Streptophyta; Magnoliopsida; Aquifoliales; Aquifoliaceae
Source: the annotation of a GenBank genome assembly
GAGUGCAAGCCAUUGUAAAGGCAGAAUUGUGUUGCCAGCCACAAUAUACCGUGGUUCUUGCGUUCCAAGUGGCACUUGGUACGAAGAUGUACCUAAAUUUCCUUAAUCAAGUAAAUACAUCAACAAUUUCUUCUUUCCAAAGGGCUAAAGAUCAAAGUCGUUUGCAUUCUCUUAAGGAGCUAGAGAAGGUUCAUCAGAAACUGCACAAAGUAAUAAGAAAUCUGAUAAUUCAAAGUGAAAGGGAUAAAGUAGAUGAGCUUAUACAAUCUCAGGCCACUUCGCUAAAUAAUUGUCCAGAGGUUAAGGCAAGUGGCAGAAAAGAACCAGUGAGGUACCUGCUAUGGAUUAGACUCAGUCGGGCACUCAGAGUGACAGAAUUUUUUGAGAAGUUGGAAAAAAACAUUCGCAUCAACUACAUGUUGACCAGGAUUGUAAAACUUUUUGUUGUCGAACUCUAUUGCACACACACAGCAGCCUGCAUCUUUUACUACCUCGCUACCACUCUGCCUCCAUCAAAGGAAGGCUAUACAUGGAUAGGAAGUUUAAAGAUGGGUGACUACAGUUACUCACAUUUUAGAGAAAUUGAUCUCUGGACACGUUACAUAACAUCUCUGUAUUUUGCCAUUGUUACCAUGGCAACUGUUGGUUACGGGGAGAUACAUGCCGUCAAUACCAGGGAAAUGAUAUUCAUUAUGAUCUAUGUCUCUUUUGAUAUGAUUCUCGGUGCUUAUCUUCUCGGUAACAUGGCAGCAUUGACUGUAAAAGGAUCGAAAACAGAAAGGUUCAGGGACAAAAUGGCAGAUCUUCUCAAAUAUAUGAAUAGAAACAAACUUGGCAAGCACUUAAGUAAUGAGAUCACAGAUCAUGUGCGAUUGCAUUAUGAGAGCCGCAGUUACACUGAGGCUGCUGUUCUUCAGGAUAUUCCAGAGUCUAUUCGAGCUAAGAUUUUGCAGAAGUUAUAUGAGCGAUGUGUUAGAAAGGUUCCUCUGUUUAAAGGGUGCUCUUCAGGAUUUGUCAAGCAGAUAGUAAGUCAUUGCCUACCACAUAAAGUGGAUUAA